AUGGACAGAAAAAGUAACUAUGUGUUUAGAAGUGUUGUGUGUUAUUUUUGUAAUGAACAGUUUCCAGAAGAACAAUUACAGGAUCACGUAAAGCAAUGCAGCCUGGUGUUGGAGCCAUGCGAGCGCGGUUGCGCCGCCUGGCUCCAACGACGACACCUGGAGCUGCACGCGGCGGAAUGUCCAAGGAAAAAGAAAAAUUCUACCUCUUCCCUACAACAGAACACACACAUAUCUGGACCAUCUGGAGAUGACGAUUAUACCGAAUAUGCCCCUACCUUGGUCUUAUUACAACAAUCUGUUUCUUCAUUAAGAUCGGCCUUCAAUGAAGAGCUAAGACAACGAUUGAAAAUGAUAACAGAUCUGGGUCAACUCCAAAAACGGUUCCAACAAUCCGAAAGUUGGAGUACUGACGUUCAAGGAGUUUUAGAUACUUUAAGAAGGAGUCUGGACAGGAUCGUCCAUGAUAAUGAAUCAGCCAGAGUACACAAUCACACAAAUGUCGAAAAAAUUGCCAUGAGAUGCCAGUUAUUCGAAGAGUGGAAAAUGGAAGUUGAUAUGAGAUUAGAUGGAUUAAGAAAUAUGAUACUAGAUGAAGAAAACCAAAGAAACCAAGUCGAGGUCGUAUUAAACGGACAGGAUAAAAAACUUCGCAGAGUAAAUGAGUUAGCAGAACAAGACAUGGAUCUCAUACGACAAUCAGUAAUACAAUUACAAAAAGAUGCCCAAAAAACGAGACGAGAAGUGGCUUCCAACUUUUAUGAAGAUCAUACGAAAACGGCAGACGAGUUGGACAAACAAAAAGCUCGAAUAGCUUCUUUUUUAUACGAAUUGAAAUCUAUGAAAAGCACAGUUCAAGAUAAUACAGAUAUUUUGGAUAAAUUAAGUCGGCAAUUGGUUAAACAAGAGAGAUUGGUGGCGCAAUUGUCACAACAGAUAAAAGAUGCAGAAGAUGCAAGGGCCUUCCAUAAGGCUUUGAGUGAACCGGUUAAUGGAACGGGGCACAUGGUAUGGAGAAUUGAGAAUUACAAAGAAAAGUUAACAGAUGCAAAAGCUAAUAAAACAAUAUUGAGCAGUCCUACAUUUUGCAGUACAAAAUUUGGAUAUGUUCUAAGAAUGGAGUUACACAUUAACGGUAACGGCAAAUGGCGAGGAAGACACAUGACAUGCGGCUUACAAGUCUUACCUGGCCCUUGGGAUUCGAUACUACCUUGGCCUUGCGUUCUACCGGUUGAAGUCACUUUACGAAAUCAAUCAAAAAAUCCUGAGGUGAAAAAUGUAACAAAAACGUUGAUGGCGAAGAGAUCAGAACCUUCAAACACUACAGAAGCAGCUAAUCAACUAGUUUUCUUUCCGCACGAAAUGGUAAAACAAGAAGGCUAUGUGGUGAACGAUGUAAUGUUUCUAGAAGUUCGAGUUAGGAAACAAAAACGAGAUUUGAAAUAGCAAUUUGUUGUCAAUCGUUAUUUUUCAUUAGUCUCUCUUAUCCGAUAUAAAUAUAAACUUGC
This is a messenger RNA of Ctenocephalides felis (cat flea), 1505 nucleotides long. RefSeq names its product TNF receptor-associated factor 3 (gene Traf-like). Gene Ontology annotation, molecular function: ubiquitin protein ligase binding; tumor necrosis factor receptor binding. The record is from RefSeq and is a predicted model, not a curated record. The transcript has 8 exons. Lineage: Eukaryota; Metazoa; Arthropoda; Insecta; Siphonaptera; Pulicidae. Gene Ontology annotation, biological process: protein K63-linked ubiquitination; regulation of canonical NF-kappaB signal transduction; positive regulation of JNK cascade. Gene Ontology annotation, cellular component: plasma membrane signaling receptor complex; cytoplasmic side of plasma membrane. The coding region runs from base 1 to 1443 and encodes 480 amino acids.